Molecule: messenger RNA, 2695 nt
Organism: Candoia aspera
Lineage: Eukaryota; Metazoa; Chordata; Lepidosauria; Squamata; Candoiidae
Gene: RADX
Product: RPA1 related single stranded DNA binding protein, X-linked
Exons: 15
Coding region: 569-2638 (689 amino acids)
Biological process (GO): regulation of DNA repair
Cellular component (GO): replication fork
Molecular function (GO): single-stranded DNA binding
Source: RefSeq, a predicted model, not a curated record
CGCGAGCCUGGUGGCAGAAGAGGGCGCUGCGGCAGGGGCCAAGGGCACCGGGGUGGCACCGGAUGCCCCGAGCGGCGCCCCCGCCCCCGGCGCGGACUCCUGGAUCCACGGGUUGUUGGGUCAAGUCCUCAAGGCCUCCAGCCUGAGGGUCUCCCUGCCGGAGGCACCGCCGGUGACGGUGCUGCUCCUGCAGAGAUACGUGUCCGAUGCCGCGCCCCAGGCCGGCGCCCCCUGCCCCUCUUACUACUAUGACGUGACCGUCACUGAUGGCGUCACCCUGGAGAAGUGCCACCUGGCCCCCCAGCUGAACGGCCUCGUCCACCGCAACGGGCUCUGCUGCGGCACGCGGGUGAGGAUCGCCCGGUGCUCGUACACCUAUGACGAGAGGCGGCUGGGCCACGGCUUCCUGUGCAUCGAACAGCUGGAGAUCCUGGGGGCGGCGGCGGCGGCGGCCUUCGCGGAUGCUGCCCCGCAGCUCGGAGCGUGCCAGGGGAAACCCAGCACCCCCCUGAAGGGGGGCAAGAAGCAUUACCUGCCGCUGUGGAAUAAUGACGACCCGUGUGGGGACAUGUGGGUGGAAAAGAGGCCCUUGCGGGAGGUCAGUGUGGAUGAAUUCAAACGGACAUCUCUCUUUCAUGUGGCCAUGACCUGGGAAUCCAAAAUCAACUUCCAACCAUUGCUUGUCAGAAUCAUCCAUAAGUCUCGGUUGCGGUAUUACGGAAAACCAAAAACAAAACUAGAUGUGCCAUAUCAGGCUUAUUUUGAUGUGGCUGAUCACUCUGGUAUGGUGUUAAUGGUGCUGUGGGGCUCUUUAUGCCCUGAAUGGUAUCACAGUAUGAAAAUUGGCACAGUGCUGCUGCUUGAAAAAUAUGCUGUUAAAAAAAGUUUAUCUUCUAAAACACAGUCCAGCCCUGGAGAUUUGCAGAUGAAGAGAAUCUGUUCAAUAGAGAUUGCUUUGAAUGUUCGAAACCCUUCAGCUAAAAUUAACAUCGUUCCAGAACAUAAAAUCAAACCAGAGUGGAAGUUGCCAGAAGUUGAAUAUCAGUUUAUAACAAGAUCAGAAUUGGAUAAGUUAGCACAAAAUCACUUUUGUGACAUUAUUGGACUUGUACAAUAUGUUGGACGAAUUGAACGCAAAAGGAAAAAAGGGUGUGUGGAAGACUUUUGGAUGUAUCGCUGGGUACAUGUUAUUGAUGGGACCUCAGAACAGCCUUUCAUAGUAGAAUUGUUUGCCACAUCUCAGCCAGAUAUAUUUGAGCAAAUUCACCCAAUGACAUACUUGGUAUGUACGCAGAUGAGAGUGGAACGAAAUAUUUCUGAGAAUGGCUCCAGUACAGUUUAUUUAACAACUUCUCUGAAAAGCCAAAUGUUUAUUACAGGAUGGCAUAAGGGCCAACCAUAUACAAAAGAUCCGAAAGUGAAAAACUUUAUCCAGUGGAUGAAAACUCAAGAGGAAGCUUCUUAUAUGGACAAAAUUAUCGUUGGUGGAUACUAUCCUUUCCCACCUCUCCCAGAUACAUUUUUAGAAUAUUGUAAGAAUAUGAAUGAAGAAGUAGCUUUGAUAGCCAUCAGUGAAAUGGAGAAGGAGAUUGACAGUCUGCACUACAGGGAGCAGAAGUGCAUUGCUUUUCAAGGGAUAAUUAGUGCUAUAAGAUGUGUCAGCUGUAGCAGUACAUCCCAAGAUGCCUCAGAAGUGCAACCAAUGCAGAUCAAGGAAAGGUCAUCAGUAUGUACUUCUGAGUCAGAAAGCUAUCAUAUUAAUGAAGGCAGAAGACAAUACCAGCAAGCGGGAGAAUCAACUUCUAAGCAGAAGUCACCAUCUCUGGAGCAACAAAACAUAGUAACCAGAAGUUGUACAAAGAGACAGAUUGCAACUGUAGAGACAACAGAUCAUCAUCCUGUGCCUUCUCAACAUUCGUACUUGACAAGAUCAGCAGGCAAAAAAAGAAUGUUGCACACAUUUUUGCAAGAUAAUUCCCAUGCAAAGAAAGAAAGUAAAGAAGUGAUGGAAACAGCACAAACAUAUGAAACAGGUACCAAAGAAAUAGCUGAUGCGUCUGAAAAAGUUCACUCACAGAGGACGUGCCACAAUUCCUGGGAAAGCGUUCUCUGGCCAGCUGUAAAAGACAACUUAACACAGCACUUGAACUUCAGCAAUGUUUUCCCAGAAAGCUUCCCUUGUAAAUUUAAUUACAUUCACAAAGAAUUCCUUAUGAAACGAUACAAUCUUCAAGCAGCCAAAUUCGACCCAAAAGAACCCCUAAUGAGUGAAGAAAUGAAUCACUUUGAAAAUGCCUGUCCACUUAAAUACUAUGAAGUGGCUAUUCUUGGCAUAAAUCAUGAUAUGGCUAUAGAGGUUGCCGUCCUGCAUGAUUCUUACUUAUUUCAAGUCAAAGAUACAUCACGAAACGCAGUAUUUUCUCACAUAAGUGGUACUUCAUCUUGCCAGGAGACCAUUAACCAAGAAGGACUUUCCGAGUUACUUCCACUUUCAGACGAAGAUGUAGAAGCAGCUGCCCUGGAGAACCGACAUGUCAUUUGUGUUCUGGAUAUCUGUUCUCUGGAUAAAGACAAAACUGAAGUCUUCCUUAGGAAAAUAUAUAAAAUAACAGAAGUUGAUGUGGUCAACCAAACGUAGUUCGUUAUUGACAGAAAUGUACUGUAAACUGAGAAGAGGAUUAAACUUGCAUGAGAA